AUGCUACACUCGGCCACCCCAAAUAACAACUCCAAGCUCAUCUUCGCCCCCGGCGACACCUCCUCCGACGCCUCCCACCCAACCCGAGCCGCCCAAUUCAAGAUCGGCACCCUCCAACGCCACGACCUCUCCCCCUCCCCCUUCACCCAAUUCCACACCUGGUUCACCCACCCUACACUCGCCUCCACCAUCCCCGAGACCUGCACGCUCAGCACGGCCUCGCUCCCCUCGGGCCGCGUCUCCGCCCGCAUGGUCUACCUCAAAGAGCUAGACUCCCGCGGCUUCGUCGUCUACUCCAACUGGGGCACGAGCGCCAAGUCGCGCGACCUGGCCGCCAACCCCUGGGCGAGCCUGACGUUCUGGUGGAAGCCGCUGGAGCGGCAGGUGCGCGUCGAGGGCCGGACCGAACGGCUGACGAGUGAGGACAGUCAGCGGUAUUUCGACACGAGGGCGAGGGGGAGCAGGAUCGGCGCGUGGGCGAGCCAGCAGAGCGAGGUACUGGCGCCGGUGGAGGGGGAGGGGACGGAGGAGGGAGAUGAUGAUGAUGGGCGGAAGAUGCUGGAGGGCUGGGUGAGGGAAGUGGAAGAGCGUUUUGACGGGCAGGACAAGAUUCCCGUGCCGCCGUUCUGGGGCGGCCUGAGGAUUUUGCCCGAGACGGUCGAGUUCUGGCAGGGGCGGGAGAGUCGACUGCAUGACCGCUUCAGGUAUACGAGGAUGGAAGAGAAUCAUGAGCAGUGGAAGAUCGAGAGGUUAAGUCCGUAA
This is a messenger RNA of Cyphellophora europaea CBS 101466, 762 nucleotides long. RefSeq names its product pyridoxamine 5'-phosphate oxidase. The transcript has a single exon. Lineage: Eukaryota; Fungi; Ascomycota; Eurotiomycetes; Chaetothyriales; Cyphellophoraceae. The record is from RefSeq and is a predicted model, not a curated record. Gene Ontology annotation, molecular function: pyridoxamine phosphate oxidase activity; FMN binding. Gene Ontology annotation, biological process: pyridoxine biosynthetic process. The coding region runs from base 1 to 762 and encodes 253 amino acids.